Molecule: messenger RNA, 6315 nt
Organism: Ixodes scapularis (black-legged tick)
Lineage: Eukaryota; Metazoa; Arthropoda; Arachnida; Ixodida; Ixodidae
Gene: Ack-like
Product: activated Cdc42 kinase-like
Exons: 16
Coding region: 317-3745 (1142 amino acids)
Biological process (GO): protein phosphorylation
Molecular function (GO): protein tyrosine kinase activity; ATP binding
Source: RefSeq, a predicted model, not a curated record
GUUUUUCUGUUUUUCCAUGGCAGCCACAAGAACCGUGAGCUGCGGUGGUAGCGGAGCGCGAGCGUAUGACGAAUUUUUUUUCAUUCUACCGUCGUGCUUGUGCGUACAAAGGCUGGUGCGAGGCAUGACUCACUUUUGAGCGCCGACUCGGAGACAUCGUGCGCCUCGCAACGUUUUGAAGUUGGAACUUCAUUCCCACAUGGAUAAUAACUUCGCCUGACACACGCUGCCAAGCCAAGCGGCGGUCGGCCAGCGCAGCGAGGACCUUGGCGCCGUGGCCGCGGCCGGGGCGUCGGGCCCCUCGUCCGGUGCGGCCAUGCCUUUUCCGUCGGCGUCGUCGACCUUCAGCCUGGGCAGCUCGAGCUCGGCCGGAAGCGGCGCCCAGGGCCCUUUGCCGGGCCCGAGCCUGUACGAGUUCCUGCUCGAGGCCGAGCUGUCGGGCUACUACGACGCCCUGCGCAACGGCCUCAAGGUCUCCUCGGUCGGGCAGCUCAAGUACGUCGAGGAGGACGACCUGUCCCACCUGGGCAUGAGCAGGCCCGAGCAGCGACGCCUCCGCAAGUACUUCCACAAGUACUUCCCGCAGACCUACCUCCGCAAGAUCAAGCAGAUGAUCCUGCCCAAGACAAAGGACGACGCGGACCAGUCGUCGGUGCUGCUGCUGGACGCGAGCGGGGACCGUAACUCUCAGGUGAAGGUUCCGAGCAAGCACAUCAUCCCCGCCGACAGCAUCGUCAUUAACAAGGAGCUGGGCGUCGGAGAGUUUGGGGUCGUCCAGCAGGGAGUCUGGAACAACGAGGAGGGGGACAGGAUCCAGGUUGCCAUCAAGUGCCUGAGCAAGGACCAGAUGCAGAACAACCCGAUGGAGUUCCUCAAGGAGGCGGCCAUCAUGCACACGAUCGACCACGAACACAUCGUCCGACUCUACGGUGUCGUCCUGGACACCGUGUCCCUCAUGCUCGUGACGGAGCUGGCGCCCUUGCGGUCGCUGCUGGAGUGCCUGAAGGAGAGUGCGCUGCGGCCCAGCUUCCCCGUGAUGGCGCUGUGCGACUUUGCCCUGCAGAUCUGCGACGGCAUGCAGUACCUCGAGAGCAAGCGCCUCAUCCACAGGGACCUGGCCGCACGCAACGUCCUCGUCUUUGCCAAGACCAAGGUGAAGAUCAGCGACUUUGGCCUGUCUCGAGCGCUGGGCGUGGGGAAGGACUACUACCAAACCAACUUCAAUGUGAAUCUCAAGCUUCCCAUUGCCUGGUGUGCGCCCGAAUGCAUCAACUACUUACGGUUCACGUCUGCUUCCGACGUCUGGGCCUACGGCGUGACCCUCUGGGAAAUGUUCAGCUACGGAUUUCAACCGUGGGCCGCCCUGACCGGGCAACAGAUCCUGGAGGCCAUAGACGAGCCCAAUGUGCAGCGGCUGGAGCAGCCCGACUGCUGCCCCAGGGAGUACUAUGCCCUGAUGCUCAAGUGCUGGCAGCACGACCCAAACAAGAGGCCCAAGUUCGCCGAGAUCCUGCAGAUCCUCCCCGAGUGCAAGCCAGAGCAGGUGCAGGCAAUCGCGGAUUGCCCAGACACUUCCACCGGAGGCCCAGUCAAGUUGAAGAAGGACUCCCUCAUCUACCGGACGGGGGACGUCAUCACUGUGCUGGACAAACGGCCGGACGCCUGGUCCCUGUGGAAGGGGGCGACCCCAUCGGGCAAGACGGGGCUGUUCAACCCGGCGGCCACCAUUGCCUACCUGCAGCUGCCCUCGAGCCGGCCGGGCAGCUUCACGCGCUGGGACCCCCGGUCGGGGGCCGGGGCGGCGUAUGCCAGCGGCCGUCGCAGCCGCCUGCGCCCUGAGAUGAUCUCGGGGCCCCAGGGGGACUUGAAGCACACGGGCCACGUGGGGCUGGACGGGGCCUUCUUCGGGGACGUCGCCUUCCUGGGGGACAAGUACGGCCAGCUGCCCAAGCAGGUCGUCAACCCCUAUAAGCCCCAGGAGGAUAAGGACUCCUCCGACUCCUCGGACAUGACUCCACUCCUCAACGGUUCCAGCUCCACGGUGGACGGGAAGAGCGGCCCUGCCCUGGAAACGUGGUCGGACUCGAGCAGCGAGAAGGACCUGACCAAGGAGUUCAUCCUGGACCCUACAGGGCCCCAGGGCCGCAAGGGCGCCAGGGAGGGCCACAAGCCCGACCACGAGUACCACGAGAUCAGCGACGAAGAGCAGAUGGACUCCACCGAGAGCCCCAAGUUUGAGACGCUGGACUUCGGACCGUCGCUCAUGGACGAAGUGUUCCGCGCCCUGGAGACGACGCAGCUCAACUUCGACUUCGAUGGGACCUCGUCCAAGGAGGGCUCCCUCCCGCGCAACGACUCGCCGUCGACCGCGGCGAGGGAGACGCCAGCGCCCCGCUCCUCCGCGCCGGCUGCCUCCCCGGCCAAGAAGCGGCAGCAGGCGACGGUGAAGCCCAUCUCGGCGGCGGAGGAGCAGACGCUGGACACGGCCAUUGCCAUCGCCAAGGAGGUGGCCGCUCGCAGCAUGCAGGAGAUGGACGGCCGCUCAGAGUCGGACACCACCCAGGACAGCCCCCGCACGCCGAGCUCUCCCAACAAGCGCAAGUUCUCCUUCAAGUUCAUGUCGUCAAGCAGCCCCAAGCCGGGCCGCCGCACCUUCUCCGAGGAGGCCGAGGCCAUCCCGGACAUCCAGGACUCCAUCACGGAGGAGGCCAAGGAGGCCUACAGCAGCCUGGUCGAGAGGGCAUGCGACAAAGGGGUGGGGGAGACGGCCCCGCUCGCGACACCUGAGGAUCCGUCGGACUCGGACCCCGGCGCGGACGCCAACCCGCUCCGCCGGUUGCGGAGCGGCGUCCCGGUGCAGCCCAAGGUCCGCGGGAACCGGCACGGGAUCCCGAGCAGCUGCAGGGCCAGCACUCCGCACACCGCAACCGUCGCGAGACUGGCCGCCAACGCGACGAGCGCGUCGCCGUCGGCACGCAACGGCCUGGGGGCGCCCCCGCCUCCGCCGGGCGACGCGGACACGAAUCCUCUGCCGCUCCCGCCGAGGGACCGCAGCCGCGCGGCGACGCAGUCGCUGAAGCACCACCAACGGAAGCACCCGCUGCUGCUGCUGCCUGGCGCGGCGGAGCGGCCGGACGCGUGUUCGGCGACCCAGGAGGCACUCUCUGUCUGCUCGCGGCAGUCAUCGGUCAACGAGAGGGUGGCGGCCGUGGAGGCGAGGGCGGGCCGGGGCAAGGCGGACGACGUGGUGGCGGCCAAGGUGGCGCCUCCCAAGCCAGUGCGGACGUGCAGUCUCGACGACUCCUUCGAGAACCAGAUCCAGGAGGAGAUAGACAGCCUUGACCACCUGACUGACGCGCCCUCCCCCCCGACCAUCUACAAGAACAGCGACCACGUCAGCUGCGAGGACCUCCUCGAGUUCGCGAUGGACAGGCCCAAUGCCAAAAGAACCCAAGGCCCUGCACGUGGCGUCGACUCGGACGAAGUCCGGAUCAUGCAGAAAGUUCUCGCGAAAGAGCGUGUCUCUCCCGAGGAGUGCCUGGUGGCCCUGAGCGAGGUGGACUGGGACGUGCACAAGGCCAUCAAGUGGGUGCGGCUGCAGCUGCACAUGGGCACCGGGCAGGGCCUGGCCCCCGCCGAGGGCAGCACCCGGGCGCUCGAGCACUGCAACUGGAAUGUGGUGCAGGCCGCCUGCUUCCUCAGGACCACCAUUCAGGGCUCCGUGGAUGACACCACCGAGGUCUGACGAAGAGAGUCCGUCCAAGAGAGAGAACGUCCACGGGACGGCGUCGGUUGGAGGAGAGCACGCGGCGAACGAGAAACCUUGCAGCGUGGCCGAAAUUCUAGUAGCGCAAUGUUAUACAAUGCGUAAGCAAAAAGAGAGUCAUUAGUGCAUCUGCAAAAAUACAUAGUUCGGUUCUGAGGCAAAUGAAAUGCAAGCUUUUUCGCAGAAAACCGAAUGUUCACGCUCCACAGUAGCGGCGUUAGAAAUUAUACUAAAUUAUUUUUACACCAUCUAAUCUUUUUUUUUUUUUUGGAAAAUGAGGCUCACAAAUGUUUUGUAACUUGUAGACUCCUGAACUGCCUUUAGGGAACACCAGCCUCACCGGAGAUCAUUUUCUCGGUCGGGACGUUAUUUUCCUUGGAGUGUCCUUUCUGACCGCAGGCAUCGAGUGUUUUCUGCGACAAAUUGUGCAUAGUUUGCCGACGGGCUGGACCUCUGCAAGCUUUGAAGUGGCAGUCGCAAAUUCUUUCUUGGCUCUCAAAAGGGCGAAAAAGGCGGGACAUAUGACGGAUAAGUGUUGGGAGUGCAAUGGUUGUCACCGUGAGUCUUCGUCUUCUCUUCUUAGAUUGCAAAGAUGUGAACAAUGGACUUGGGGCACCGAUUCUUCCUCGGCACGUGGGGUCGCAAAGUCGACCUAGUGCCGCUUUAUGCAUGCACCCUUGUCUCGUAAUGUCUCUUUUCCAAAACUGAGCUGUCAUCUUUUUUGUUCACUGACAAAAGCAAGAUUCAAUGAUUUACCAUCGCGUACUGGCUGCAUACACCCUGCGAUGUGAGAGCUCAACUUGGGCUAACUGACCGGCUAUUUGUCUUUAAUUUGUGGUUAAAGCCUUUUUGUAUUUUGCGAGAAUCUCGGAACUUGCUGUGCAAGGCAAAAACAAAAGAACUGCCAUUCUGGUCGCCUUGUGCCCAUGGAGCGUCGAGACAAUUCCAGAAAGGUGUCUGGUGCCUUUCUUUGGAAGGCAAAUCUUUUCUACCAUCGCAUUGUUUACGAAACAAGCCCACUUCAUUGCUUUUUUUUUUCCACUAGCACAAACAUUUAUAUUACAUAAGCUGGAUGCAAUUCCUGCAUUUGGUCAAAGCGUAACUUCUAAAUGUUUGGGGGGCAAGCCACAAGCAACUAACUGCAUCUAGUGACAGUUUCGGCAACUCUGAAAUCGCCUCAUCUAUGAUGGCAGUGAACAUACCGAAUUGCAGGUGCGUGGUUGCUCCAUACCUUUCGGGAUAGCGCAGCUCGUCCUUUGAUUUCGAGGAUAAGGCAGCCCUCGUGCCACCAUCGUCUCUUCGGCAAUUCCGGUAACAAGGCACAUUGAGCAAACGCGGCGAAAGCGCAUAGUCGCAGUUCCUAUUAUUAUCCCACUUUUCCAGUUUGUUACACUUACAUGCGCAACACAGUUGGCAUAAUCACAAUCUCUGCAGCUAUUCGCAUUUUGCCCGGACGCAGUAUCAACCAAUACAAAAUUCUGCAUCUCAAGUCUGUGCCCCAGAUGGUUCCACCUGCCAGUAAUUUUGACAGCAGCCUUUGUCACUAAAUAAAGACAGGCAAGCCGGCGAUUGUGCCCACCGUGUCACGCUCUGCAGCUACGUGUUGUGGCAGAUGUAAAACUGAAGACAAAGGGGCUGGUAAGAUCUUUAAUGCCGCAGAUUAUUUUUGCUUCAUGCUUUUGGACGACACACUAGGUGCACUCGCAAUGCGUCGUUUUUGCGGCUCUUUUCUCGUUCACGGAGGCUCCGGAAAUCGUCAGUGUUCCAGCGAUAAAAUCAAAAUACAGCACCGGGGAACACCCUCCACCCCCUUUUUUGUCUUGUGUCGUGCGCAACUUUGCUCCACCCCAGCGAUUACGGCAAACAACUUCUUGAGGCGCAUCAUAGUCAGCUCAUGGACAUCACCAAAGUCUUUGCCAGGAGAGCACUUAAACUUAAGGUUGAAAGGCAGGGACAACUCUUACUUUUGUGCCAGCUGAAGAACCCAUAGAGUGUAAAUAUAUUUAUAAAUAGGUCUGUUCUUUUUUUUUUUUUAUAUAAAUGCAUUUGCUGCUCAUGACGCCAGCUCCUUCAUGCCCGGGCCUGAUCUUCUGUACACAUCAAAGUUCUUGCUGAGUGUUUCUUAUACCAAAUGCUCUUGCAAAGUUAUCUUGUUUCAAAAAUGCUUGUACUAGCAGUUACUCCCUUCCCGCUUGUUUUGUAUGUUUGGACCGAACUUGACAAAGUGCACAGCUAAAGUUAAUACUAUCAGCUUUUGUACCUUUGCAGUAUGUCCAACUUGUGUUUAUGUAGAUAGGACAACUUUUUCGUUCAAGAUAUUUUAUAUAACAAAGGUUCGUGUGAAUUCAUGCUUACGGCAGAGCUCGUGUUAGAAUCUCAAGUUUUUUACUGCACUUUAUAGAACAAAUUGUUUACCCGAAUUAACUACCAAGAAGACAGGGUUCAGUUCAGUCAAAAUUGUUUAACUAGGAUGUUUUGCAGUUUUUGGAAUACUGAAUGUGCUUACAACUUGCUAAUGUAUGUCAAUAAAUUCAGUUUGAACCAUGUGA